This is a messenger RNA of Coregonus sp. 'balchen', 7893 nucleotides long. Lineage: Eukaryota; Metazoa; Chordata; Actinopteri; Salmoniformes; Salmonidae. The record is from the annotation of a GenBank genome assembly.
GCCAGUUGCCAAAAAUACCAAAACAAAUCGACAGUGCAGGGGAAAGACGGUUCAUGAAAUAGCAUAACAUUUAAACAGUCAUGUCAUGAUUGAGGCGAGGCGUUUCAUUGCACCUUAUGGAUUACCUAGCUUUCUUUCUGGAGUAUUCUUUGACGUGGAUCGAUGAAAGGUUUGCCUGAUUGUUGUCAGCUAGCUAACAUUAGUUAGCUAGCUAGGUAUCCAAGUUAGACAACUCGCUGCUUUGCUUCGCAUUUCCUUUUUUUGAGUAACAUAAUUUAGCUAUACUAGAUCGAGAUUGUCGUUAAAAAUAUAUGACACAUUACGUGGAAUGGACAUUAUUUCAAGCUGACAAGUUAAGUCUCUUGUUAGCUAACCUCAUUUGGAUGUUCAUACUCCUAGCUAGCUAACCUGUUCACUAACGUUAGCUAGCUAGCAAUAGACAGCUAUCAUGAGUUGGUUCAGCUCUACCCAACUGUCAAGCUUUGCCAAACAAGCUUUGACAACAGCUCAGAAAUCCAUCGACCGAGUUCUGGACAUUAAAGAAGACGAAUGGGGUGACACAGUGGUAAUGCCUUAUGACGGUAGGUGAAGUAACGUUAUCUAGCUAGCUAGCUUAGCAUGUCUGUGUGCUGUUGUCAGUGGUUGUUUUGGGGUCAACAUUAUACAACCUUUUGCGUUUGAACAUUAUUUCUGAAUUGAUGUGAUUACCAAUGGAAGCAAGACACUAGUCAUCUUGAUAAGGAAGGCAGUCAUGAUGAGGUGUCCAUGAAGAGGUGUCUAAUGUACUGUACCCAAUAAAGCAAAUAUUUGAUAUGGUUUGGAGUCUGACUGUUAUAAGUCCUUAUCAUCUGGACAUUAACCAACAAGGAUUUUCCCGUUAGAUCUACCAGGGAAGACUCCAUUGAGCAGUGGAUGGGGGAUGACACAAUGGGACUCUCCUCCGGAGGAAUGCACCACAACUCUCCCCCCAUCGUCUGAGGCCAUCACAACCCCUGUCACCCGCAUGGUUGUGGAUGAAACAGAGAACUUCUUCAGUGCUUUUCUGCCCUCAGGAGAGCUCCAGGGUGUCAUGGACAACCAGGUUGUCUCUGUGCCGCCCACCAAGUCCCACAGGCGGCCACAGGAGAAGGAUGAGGAGGACAUGGAGACGGUGGUUAAGGACGACGUGGACCUUCACAAGACAGGCCUGACAGAGACCGACCGACUGGAAGACAAGGAAGCUACUGAGAACCAGGCUGUCCUGACUGAGUCCUCAAGUCUAUGGUCUUCCUCGGAAAUCGUCCUCGUUCAGACACCAGACCCUCCAGUCCUGGCUCAGAGUGAUGCUCCUGAUGACACUGACAGUCCACUAAUCAGUGAGAGCUGGAUAGAAUCAACUGUAGAGGAUACAACUGCUGUUUCUGAGGAUGCACAAACAGAACAACCAUUUACUCCCUCAGAAACCCAACCUGAUGAUGAUGUUGUUCACACCUCUGAACCCACCGUCAACACUGAAAUGGAGCCCCCCUUCAAUCCAACUCCUCCCACACCCCCUAGGGAAAUCUUAUUGGAGCCCAAAGACCCCAAAGCGGGGGACAGGCAGAGUGACACACCCUCCCCCAAAUCGGAGGACAGACAGAGCAACACCCCCUCCCCUCCUGUCAGCGCCUUCUCCUCAGGCACCUCCACCACCAGUGACAUUGAGGUUUUGGACCAUGAGAGUGUGCAGAGUGAGAGCUCAGCCAGUUCCAGGCAGGAGACGGCAGAGGCCAAAGCAGGCCUCCACCUGAUGCAGGGCUCCUUCCAGCUUCUCUCAGCCUCUGCCUGUGGGGACUUCCCCCGCCUGGAGGACUACCCCAAGCUGACCGAGAGCUGUGGAUCCUCCUCAGAUGCCUUUGAGCGCAUCGACUCGUUCAGCAUGCAGUCCCUGGACAGCCGCAGUGUCAGUGAAGUCAACUCUGACGAUGAGAUCCCAGGGAGCCGGACGCUGGCGUCUGUCACCGCAGGGCCCACGCCUUCACCGCCUGUCAGAGUGGCAACCACCGAACAGGAACGGGAAGAGGAGGAGAAGCAACAGGAGGAGGAAGAAGAAGACGAGGAGGGGCUAACAGAAACAAUGAAGGAUCAGUCUCUGGAUGAGAAUGAGAUGGAGGAGAGUGGUCGCAGUGCCACGCCUGUUAACAGUGAGCAGCCUGAGGACCUGAUGGAACAGGAACAGGAAUCAGAGGCGGACGUCACACUGUCAGGUCCCACCCCUGACCAUGAGGAACCGCUGCCCCCACCAAUAACAGAGGAGAAAAGAGGAGUGUCAACAUGUCAGAUUCUGGAGCUUCAAAAGGUAACACACCUGUUCAGAACAUGACGUUUGUAACUUGUAACAACACUUUUUAAUGAACAGUGUGUGUGUGUGCGUGAGUUGGUGUGUCCCUUUUAUAAAUACCAACGUCUGGAGAGCAGAAUUGUAAAACACUUGGUUGGGCAAUCCUGUUCAUACGCCAAAGUAAAUAGUCACUCUGGAUAAGCUGCAUUCCCCCAAACCAUCAUGAAUAUACAAUGUGCACCUCUGUUUUGAACAACGCUUUUGAUGGAGACUGUGAGAAGACUGAAGGACUAAUAAUUUAAUAAGUUUAGAAACAAGGUGCCUUAUCAGUGUUUUUGAUGCAUUGGUUUGUGGAAUAUCCUUUUUUUGUAGGUAAUUGAUGAGCUGUCAAGCCGCCUUGAGAAGAGGGAGUUACAGCUGCUGUCAGUCAGCAAAGACAAGGCCAGGCUGGAGGAGGAGUGUGACAACCUUAAAGAGUGAGUAUAAAGAUCCUGACAAUGUGUAAAACCCAUGUCUGAAAUGCAUUGUAAGGGCAGAAAGAAGCAGUGUACAAAACAAAAGGAACACCUUCAUAAUAUUGAGUUGCACCCCCUUUUGGAAGGAAAAUGAUGUGGAUAUAUUGAAACAACAUCUCAAGACAUCAGUCAGGAAGUUAAAGCUUCCAAAUGGACAAUGACCCCAAGCAUACUUCCAAAGUUGUGGCAAAAUGGCUUAAGGACAACAAAGUCAAGGUAUUGGAGUGGCCAUCACAAAGCCCUGACCUCAAUCCUAUAGAAAAUGUGUGGGCAGAACUGAAAAAGCGUGUGCGAGCAAGGAGGCCUACAAACCUGACACAGUUACACCAGCUCUAUCAGGAGGAAUGGGCCAAAAUUCACCCAACUUAUUGUGGGAAGCUUGUGGAAGUCUACCCAAAACGUUUGAUCCAAGUUAAACAAUUUAAAGGCAAUGCUACCAAAUACUAAUUUAUUGUUUGUAGACUUCUGACCCACUGGGAAUGAGAUGAAAGAAAUAAAAGCUGAAAUAAAUCAUUCUCUCUACUAUUAUUCUGACAUUUCACAUUCUUAAAAUAAAGUGGUGAUCCUAACUGACCUAAGACAGGGAAUUUUUACUAGGAUUAAAUGUCAGGAAUUGUGAAAAACUGAGUUUAAAUUUAUUUGGCUAAGGUGUAUGUAAACUUCUGACUUCAACUGUAAAUGUUUUGUGUUGCCCAUUCACCCUCUGAAUGGCACACAUACACAAUCCAUGUCUCAAGUCUUAAAAAAUCCUUCUUUAAUCUGUCUCCUCCCCUUCAUCUACACUGAUUGAAGUCUAUUUAACAAGUGACAUCAAUAAGGGAUCAUAGCUAACCCGUCUACUUGAAUAGUAAAGAAACAAAUAGCAAAUAGUUUGUCGGCCAAUUUGUCCACUUGGUUGUGUCUAUGGUAAAGUAUAGUCUAUGGAAAAGGAUGGUCCUUUAAGAGACUGAGGGGUCUCUCUGUGUUGCAGUGAGGUGAUAGGUCUUAAGGAGGAGAGUUCCAGUGUGCAGUCUCUGAAGGAGGAGUUCACCCAGCGCAUCGCAGACACAGAGAGGAAAGCCCAGCUAGCAUGCAAGGAGAGGGACAUUGCCAAGAAGGUAAAACACAAGCUUAUUACUCCCUGUCUGUGCCAGGUAUUACUGUCCCUGGUUACUCUACCCCCAUAAUAAUUGAUUUUAAGAUUAUUGAGUCAAAUAACUGAACAUUAGUGACCGUGAUAGUCACAUUAUGAACAAAGCCGCCUUCAAGAACGCGCUCUCCAGUUUAUUUUACUGUUCUGCUUCCUCCAUAGGAGAUCAAGGGGAUGAGGGAAGAGCUGUCCACCAGACUGAACUCCAACGAGACUAUGGAGAUCAUCAGAGAGAAGGAGGAGCAGAUCCGAGAACUGCUGGAAGAGGGUGAAAAGCUGUCCAAGCAGCAGCUGCAGCACUCCAACAUCAUCAAGAAGCUGCGUGUGAAGGAGAAGGAGAGUGAGACCAAAAUCUCCAAACAGAACAAGAAGCUGAAAGAGCAGGAGGAAGAGCUCAAACACCUACAGCAGGUCAGUGGAAAUAUAUAUAUUUUAGAAAAAUCGCAUUACUUCAGUGGUCAUCAGUCUAUCCUGAUCCUGAAAGCCCAUUUGGUAUUUAACCCUGCCUGGCUGUGUGUGUGUGUCUGUAGGUUCUGGAUGAGAAGGAGGAGGUGGAGAAGCAGCACAGGGACAACAUUAACAAGCUGAAUGUGGUGGUGGAACACCAGGAGAAGGACAUGACCAAACUCCAGAGUGACUCAGAGGAGCUCCUGGAAAACAACAGGAGCCUGCAGGCUGCCCUCGACAACUCCUACAAGUAAGGAUACAUACUGUACUUCACUCUACUAGUAUAACUCGCACAGGUGAAAUAUUAGCUCACUCCACCCUACUUUUCCAACUCCUGCUUCAGACGUGCAGAUGUGCUUGUAAUUUUGAAAUCCCACAAAGACACAACAUUCUGACAGGUAAAGACUGUCACAGAAGCACCAACUCAUACAACAUAUCCAAGCCAGUGUAGUGUAGUAACGUGGCGGAAGGUAGCCAGCGGUUAAGAGCGUUGGGCCAGUAACUGAAAGGUCGCUGGUUCGAAUCCCUGAGCCGACUAGGUGAAACAUCUGUCGAUGAGCAAGGCACCUAACCCUAAUUGCUCCUUUAACUCGCUCUUGAUAGGAGCGUCUGCUAAAUUACUCAAAUGCAAAUGUGUGUCUGUGAUCUGAGGGAGCUGGCGGUGCUGCACAAAGCCAAGGCCAGCCAUGCCAGCGAGGCCCAGGAGGCUGCUUUGAGCAGGGAGACCCAGGCCAAGGAGGAGCUGGCUCUGGCCCUGGUGAAGGCCCAGGAGGAGGCCCGCAUGCAGCAGGAUGCUCUGGUCAACCAGGUGGCUGAUCUGCGGCUGGCUCUGCAGAGGGCUGAACAGCAGCAGGCCAGGAAAGAAGACUACCUGAGGGAGGAGAUCAGUGACCUGCAGCAGGUAAGAGACACUCACACAGGCCUGUUCUCCUCAUGUCUUCUUUGGAGUUGACUGUAAGGGGAAGCCGUGCUUGUGUGUUAGGGGUCAAAGGUCACACAUUGAUGUGUUUGCCGGUUGUCUCCAUAGAGACUGCAGGGGGCGGAGACCAGGAACCAAGAGCUGAGUCAGAGUGUUACCUUGGCAACGCGGCCCCUGCUCAGACAGAUUGAGAACCUGCAGGCCUCGCUGGGGGGCCAGACCGCAUCAUGGGAGAAACUGGAGAAGAGCAUCUCAGAUCGACUAGGUUACUCUCAAAAGUUACUCUAGUUUGUAACAAGCUUUUUAAGAGUCUUCUCUGGACCACCGAUUGCGCCUAUAUAUAUAUAUAUAUAUAUAUAUAUAUAUAUAUAUAUAUAUAUAUAUAUAUAUAUAUAUAUAUAUAUAUAUAUAUAUAUAUUUUUUAUAUAUAUAUAAUUCAUUUAACCUCCCACACUUUAACUCAACAGUGGAGGCACAGGCCCAGCUUGCCGUUGCCGUGGAAAAGGAGCGUGCAGCAACCGAGGAGCUGAUGGCCAUUAAGGCCCAGCUGGCCUCGCUGGAGUCCCAGAAUUCCCUGCUUCGACAAGAGAAAGGGCGUCUCCACGGUCAGCUGGACGCAGAGAAGACCAGGCGGGAGAAACUGGAGGAUGACAGCAGCAGGUACUGGAGGGCUUUUUUUCAUAGGCUCUGUGAGACUAAAACUGUUGCACAGCAGUCAGUUGCCUUUGCUUUCAUUAAGGUGGACCUGACGGCUAUCCAUUACAGAGCUUUGGAGCCUUUCCAUUAAUGCCCAUUUUCUGUCAUCCUUAUGGUUUAGGGAGCAUGUGGAGCUGGAUAAUCUGAGGGGAGAGCACACUCGAGCACAGGAGGAGGCCAAGAAGGAGAAGGUAUGUUCCCUCCCCUGCCCUACUCACCCUGCAGUAAUGGAACAACGCUCCUCACACAUCCGUAACCUCCUCUAUUCUGUCUGUUCCUCCCACCAGCUCCUCCUGACCAAUCAGCUGGAGAUGGAGAAAAUGAAGGUGGAGCAAGAGAAGAAGAAAUGCUACCUAGCACAAGAGGCCCUCAAGGAAAAGGUAUAUAUAUUUAUCAAUGUCUGUUCUAUAUAUCAAUGACCAGCCUUGUGUGUCUGUUCUUAAAUCAAUCUGUGUGGCGCGAGACUGGCCUGAUGUAUAUGAUGUUUCUCUGUCAUUAGGAGCGGAAGGUAUUGGUUCACUCUGUGGGUGAGCCCCCAGCCUCAUCCACCCCCUCCCUGUCCCGUUCCAGCUCCAUCAGUGGGGUAGAUCACGCCGGCCUGCACUCCUCCUUCUCCCAGGUACUUGCCACAGGCACACCUUUUACCCUUUCGUACCCAGCCAACCUCCCAUUUCUAGCCCAGUAUUAGGGAUGACCUAGAAAGUUAUGUUUUUUUGUUUAUUACAUGCAGCUCAGUAAGAGCUGUUGGUAGAGCAUGGCGCUUGUAACGCCAGGGUUGUGGGUUCGUUUCCCACGGGGGCCAGUAUGAAAAAUGUAUGCAGUCACUAACUGUAAGUCGCUCUGGAUAAGAGCGUCUGCUAAAUGACAAAAAAAACAAGAUGAAUAGGGAACUUAUGACAAAGGGCCAAAUCCUAACUAUUUUGCAUAAUUGGUUCAUUUGAGGUUGAAUGGUUAACAAGACCUGUUUUGUAUUUCAUCAGGAGGACUCUCUGGGUCACUCGUUGGGGACGAUGACCAUGUCUAUGAGUGGGACCAACCUGUAUGAGGCGGCUCGGCUCAGUGGAGGCUCCAGCAUCAUAGAGAACCUGCAGUCCCAGCUCAAACUCCGAGAGGGAGAGAUAGCGCAGCUACAGGUACCAGCUGCCUGCCUGACACUGCUUUCACAUUGCUUUGAGGACUACCAUUGGAAGUCUCCUACAUGCAUUUCUUUAAAUGCCUUCUAGUUUUCAAUGAAGUUUAUGAUUUACAAAUAUACUGUUGUUGAAAAACUGUGCUUGCCAGGAUCUUACCACUCGCUUCUCAUCUCCCUCUCUCUCUCCAUCCCUUUCUCCCUCAGCUGGAGAUCUCUAGUCUGGAGAGGACUCGCUCGUCCAUGGCGGAGGAGAUGGUCAGAUUGACCAAUCAGAAUGAGGAGAUGGAGGACAGUGUGAAGGAGAUCCCCACACUGAAAGUGCAACUUCAGGUGAGGAGAGGAUCAAUUCAUACAAAUACCACUAAGCCAGUGAAAUACAAGUACCACUAAGCCAGUGUAAUCAUAUUAGGGUCAAUCCUUGUUGUGAUUCUUUACUUAAAAACCAAGAUGUUAUGUGAGAACUGACAUCUCACAAGAUGAGUUGCUGGGCAGAGAUGUAUAACCAUCUAGGAACAGAUAAAGGAAAGGUAAAGUCAAUUAGGGUAAACCCUCUUGUGACUAUAUAGAUCUAGUGUUGUCCUCUGAGCCUGUGUUCUGUGACUGACUGUGUUGUAGGAGCUGGAGCAGAGACACAACACCAUCCUCCAGAUGUAUGGAGAGAAGGCUGAGGAGGCAGAGGAGCUGAGACUUGACCUGGAGGACGUCAAGAACAUGUUCAAAACCCAGAUUGACGAACUGCUCAAGAACCAGAAAUAG